Messenger RNA from Mustela lutreola (European mink), 3371 nucleotides. RefSeq names its product MLX interacting protein like (gene MLXIPL). The coding region runs from base 71 to 2707 and encodes 878 amino acids. Gene Ontology annotation, biological process: regulation of transcription by RNA polymerase II. Gene Ontology annotation, molecular function: protein dimerization activity; RNA polymerase II cis-regulatory region sequence-specific DNA binding; DNA-binding transcription factor activity, RNA polymerase II-specific. Gene Ontology annotation, cellular component: nucleus. Lineage: Eukaryota; Metazoa; Chordata; Mammalia; Carnivora; Mustelidae. The record is from RefSeq and is a predicted model, not a curated record. The transcript has 18 exons.
GGCCAGUCGGGCCUCGCUCCCUGUGCCCGCGGCUCCUCCGAGCCCCGGCGAGGCGGCGGCGACGAAAGCCAUGGCCGGGGCGUUGGCCGGUCUGGCCGCGGGCUUGCACGGCCCGCGGGUCGUCCCCAGCCAAGACUCGGACUCAGACACGGACUCGGAGGACCCGAGUACUCGGCGCAGCGCGGGCGGGCUGCUCCGCUCGCAGGUCAUCCACAGCGGUCACUUCAUGGUGUCGUCGCCGCACAGCGACUCGCUGACCCGGCGGCGCGACCAGGAGGGGCCCACGGGGCCCGCAGACUUCGGGCCGCGCAGCAUCGACCCCACACUCACCCGCCUCUUCGAGUGCAUGAGCCUGGCCUACAGCGGCCAGCUGGUGUCUCCCAAGUGGAAGAAUUUCAAAGGCCUCAAGCUGCUCUGCAGGGACAAGAUCCGCCUCAACAACGCCAUCUGGAGGGCCUGGUACAUCCAGUCUCCCAGUUGGCCGGCUUCCAGUCCUCCCCGGAGAACACGUGGGAUGGCUCACCUGAGAACACAUGUGGAGCGGAGGAAGAGCCCCGUGUGUGGCUUCGUGACCCCCCUGCAGGGGCCUGAGGCUGAUGAGCACCGGAAACCGGAGGCCGUCGUCCUGGAGGGCAAUUACUGGAAGCGGCGCAUCGAGGUGGUGAUGCGCGAGUACCACAAGUGGCGCAUCUACUACAAGAAGAGGCUCCGUAAAUCCAGCAGGGAAGGGGAUCUCCUGACCCCAAAGCAGACCGAAGGGGGUUGGCAGCCACCGGAGCGAUGGUGCGAGCAGCUCUUCUCCAGCGUGGUGCCCGUGCUGCUUGUGGGCCCAGAGGAGGAGCCCGGCGGGCGGCAGCUGCUGGACCUCGAUUGCUUUUUGUCCGACAUCUCCGACACGCUCUUCACCAUGACGCAGCCCAGCUCCGCGCCCCUGCAGCUGCCCCCUGAGGACGCCUACGUGGGCAAUGCUGACAUGAUCCAGCCAGACCUGACGCCUCUGCAGCCCAGCCUGGACGACUUCAUGGAGAUCUCGGAUUUCUUCACCAGCUACCGCCCUCCACCGACGCCCACGGCUUCACACUUCCCGGAGCCCCCCGGCUUUGGCCCCAUGGCUGACCCUUUCUUCAGCAGUGGGGUCUUGGGCUCCGAGGUGCCCCCUGCCUCGUCAGGCGUGAGCCACCUCUCGGGGCAUAACCGUCUGCAGGCCCGGAGCAGCUGCCCUGGCCCCCUGGAUUCCAGUGCCUUCCUGAACUCUGAUUUCCUCCUUCCUGAAGACCCCAAGCCCAAGCUCCCACCCCCGCCAGUCCCCCCACCCCUGCUCCAAUACCCUGCUCUUGCCAAGGGGCCUGGCCUAGAGCCCUGUCCGGCCCCCACCUUCCCUCCCAUGGCGCCGGCCCCUGCUUUGCUGCCGGAGGAGCCUCUCUUCGCCCCCAGAUUCCCCUUCUCCACUGUCCCUCCCGCCCCAGGAGUGUCCCCAUUACCUGCUCCCACCGCCUUCCCAUCCACCCCACAGCCAGGUCCAGGCCAGGCCCCUGCCCCCUUCCCCAUAGACCUUCUGCCCUCGGGGUAUCUGGAGCCCCCUUUUGGGCCCCACUUCCCAGUGCCCCAAGGUAUGCGGCCCAGAGGCAGGUCCCCCACCCCAUGCCCUAGAGGGCGGAAGCCCAGCCCCCCAACCUUGGCCGCCACCACUGCCAACCCCACUGCCACUGUCGGGGGCAGCAACCCCUGCCUCACGCAGCUGCUCACAGCAGCUAAGCCCGAGCAGACCCUGGAACCGCCGCUUGUGUCCAGCACCCUCCUCCGGUCCUCAGGGUCCCCGCAGGAGACGGCCCCUGAAUUUCCCUGCACCUUCCUACCCCCGACCCCGGCCCCCACGCCGCCCCGGCCCCCUCCAGGCCCGGCCACACUGGCCCCUCCCAGGCCCCUGAUUGUCCCCAAAGCGGAGCGGCUCUCGCCCCCAGCGCACAGCGGUGGUGAGCGGCGGCUGUCUGGGGACCUCAGCUCCGCACGGGGCCCAGGGACUCUGAGUGUCUGCGUCUCUCCCCCUCAACCCAUCCUGAGCCGGGGCCGUCCAGACAGCAACAAGACCGAGAGCCGGCGCAUCACCCACAUCUCUGCGGAGCAGAAACGGCGCUUCAACAUCAAGCUGGGCUUUGACACCCUGCAUGGGCUGGUGAGCACCCUCAGCGCCCAGCCCAGCCUCAAGGUGAGCAAGGCGACCACGCUGCAGAAGACGGCCGAGUACAUCGCCAUGCUCCAGCAGGAGCGGGCGGCCAUGCAGGAGGAAGCGCAGCAGCUACGGGACCAGAUAGAGGAGCUCAACGCCGCCAUCAACCUGUGCCAGCAGCAACUGCCUGCUACCGGGGUGCCCAUCACACACCAGCGUUUCGACCAGAUGCGAGACAUGUUUGAUGAAUACGUUCGCACCCGGACGCUGCAUAACUGGAAGUUCUGGGUGUUCAGCAUCCUCAUUCGGCCUCUGUUCGAGUCCUUCAACGGGAUGGUGUCCACAGCAAGCUUACAGAGCCUCCGCCAGACCUCACUGGCUUGGCUGGACCAGUACUGCUCCCUGCCUGCCCUCCGGCCAACUGUCUUGAACUCUCUCCGCCAGCUGAGCACAUCUACUAGUAUCCUGACGGACCCAGGCUGUAUACCCGAGCAAGCCACGCGGGCAGUCACAGAGGGCACCCUUGGCAAACCGCUAUAGUGCCGGCUGGACACUGCCACUCGCUCGGCUACCCCAGAGCUGCUUUCCCUGGGUGUGGGUUCCAGGGACAACAUCUGGGCACUCCCUUCCUGCCCCGGGCCCCGGCUGUCCUCUGUCCUGAGGGUCUAGCAGGGCCCAAAUCUCUUCCACCUCCUGAAAGCCAGGAAGAGCUACUUUCUAAGUCGCUGCCCCACCAGUGAUGAACACUGUGACCUGGGAGACUCAUGCUGUCUCUUGGGACCUCCAUUUUCUAGUCUGCAAAAUGGUCCUAGGGAAGAUUCCACAGAUGAUGAUCCCAAGGCCUUAGUAGCUGUGACCCUUAGGACCAAAGCUGGCAACUCAGGGAGCUUGGAGGAGGAAGGGGGACGAUCCUGUUACCCUGCUCCCUGCUUCCCAACCCCACCCCGUUAGGACACAGGCCUCUGUUUCUCAGCAGAGAGGCAGAAAAGGAGGUUCCCACUCUCGGCUCCUUCGCUGGCCGCCCAGUGGGGAGUGGGGUGCUGCAGGAUGGCAUUCCUGGGCGAGGCCAGGAAGGUCAGAUUCCAGGAGAGAGCAGUGCGGGGGUGUGGGGGGUAGCCAAACCAGGGACAGGCAUCUCGUGUGCAUGUGAAUGCGUGUGUAUAGAUUUUGUAAAGAAUUCUUGCCAAUAAAACCAAAAACUGUU